Molecule: messenger RNA, 1941 nt
Organism: Monosiga brevicollis MX1
Lineage: Eukaryota; Choanoflagellata; Craspedida; Salpingoecidae
Exons: 5
Coding region: 1-1941 (646 amino acids)
Cellular component (GO): nucleolus
Molecular function (GO): protein binding; histone H3K4 demethylase activity; histone H3K36 demethylase activity
Source: RefSeq, a predicted model, not a curated record
AUGGCCACCGAUGCCACCCGUCAUCCAGUCGGGGCAGGCCUGCGGGUCAUGCUGAUCCUGCUGGCGUGUCUAGCCACCGUGGCUACAUCGACAUCAAGCCCUGACAUGCCCGAUCUGCCACAAGUUUCUGCUGUUGAUCACCAUCUGCUUCGUCAAAUGCUUGGAGACGCCAUCACUCCCACAGCCUUCUUGCAACACUACUAUCGACAAGACUUGCUCCACAUUCCAGCCAUCGCCACCAAGAAAAGUGCAGAUUUGUGGGCCUCUGAUUCUUGGUUUGAAGACUUGAAACAUGUCGACGCCCUCCUCGCUGAAACCCUUGUCCAAUUUCACGAUGACGACAACGUCUUUGUCCUUCGUAACAACAAGGCCCGCUCUCAAACCAUCAACACCACCGAUUGGAGCGUGCAGGGUCCCCGCUUCUAUGCCGAAGGACAGUCCGCCGUCAUCCGCCGCGAAUUUCAAGAUGUGCCCCAAUCUCCCUUUGAGCACAUGCUUCUCGACGUCUUUGGCGCUUCUGAAGUCACAGCACACGCCUACAUCUCCGCUCCACAUGCCUUGGCCCUGCCUCCCCACACGGAUCAGUAUGAUGUUGUGGUGGUGCAAGUCUUUGGCCACAAGGAGUGGACCAUCUGCACUGGCACCAACGACAGCUCCGCCGACUGGCCCGAAGCGACACCCGCCCAGCUUGCUCAAAUCUACGAACUGGAGAUUAGCAACCCCGAAGGCUGCCGCAAUUGGGCCAUCAAGGACCUCGAACGGAUGCACUGUCGUCAGUUGACUUUGCGCGAGAAUGAUAUUCUCUACCUUCCCAAGGCCUUGAUUCACUUUGCUACCACCAACGACAACAUCACCUCUGCGCAUGUGACCUAUUCCAUCGAUCGCGAUGAGGCCAGCUGGCGUGAUGUCAUUGAGACGGCUUGUUGGCAAUCACAACAUCCGCUCUGCGCAGUCGUCAGUCAGGUCCUGGCUGGUCUCGAUCACUCGGCUCUUGGCCUCCCCUGGAUUCAACUCGCCCAUGAACCCAUGGGUGGCUUGGAGACCAGCUGUGCCACUGCCAACGAUCUUGUGCGCUCCUACCACCCCUAUUCCUUGCGCUCGCUGAUGAAGGCCCAAACCUUUAGCGCCCUGCCCGCAUACGUCACCCCCCAUGACAUGAACAUGUUCUUGGCUCGCUUGGCCGACUGUAACGCCACGAUGGGGGUGGAUGAAAAGGGUCACCCAGUCUCCAUGACCCAGCUCAUCAUCAAUCGCAAAGCCCUCGAUUUGCUCCAUCCCACUCCUUCGCGAAACCGCCGUGAUGUUGCCUGGACGGCCCCCUGCAAUAGUAAAGGUGGCGUGUGCACUGGCUGCAACGGACGUUCUUGCGACGAUAGUUGCAAUUCUGGCGAGACAUGUGACAACUAUGGAUGCGAUAGCAGCUGUAACAGUGGUGAUGAUUCGUGUGACAACUCCUGCGAUGGGACUUGCAACACUUGCACGGGUGGCUGUGACACAUAUGCGUGCAACACCGCUGCAUGCGCGGCUGGCUACUACAAAUUCACCAAUGAUAUCACCAACCAAGGCUGUCAAGUAUGUCAAACCGGAAAAUACCAAGAGGCCACGCACAACAGUUGGUCGUGCAAGAACUGCGCAGCCGGAACAUAUGCCAGUACAACUGGUCGAACAUCAUGCACUGCAUGCCCAGGGGGCCAGUUCCAAACGGCAACAGGACAGAGCUCAUGCAAGUCUUGCUCGUCAUACGGCACCGUCUGCGACUCGGGCCAGUAUCAGGGUGGAUGCACCGGUAGCACGCCCGGCAGCUGCUACACUUGCUCUUCCGGUACCUACCAAAACGCCAACUCCCAUCGUGCCGCUUCCUGCAAAACAUGUGCUGCCUGUGGCAUUGGCAAGUACUACGGUUGCACAAUCACCGCCGGCACCACUUGCUCGGUAUGUUGA